Salvia hispanica is the source of this 1940-nucleotide messenger RNA. Its product is annotated as laccase-14-like. Gene Ontology annotation, cellular component: apoplast. NCBI's taxonomy places the organism in Eukaryota, Viridiplantae, Streptophyta, Magnoliopsida, Lamiales, Lamiaceae. The record is from RefSeq and is a predicted model, not a curated record. Gene Ontology annotation, molecular function: copper ion binding; hydroquinone:oxygen oxidoreductase activity. Gene Ontology annotation, biological process: lignin catabolic process.
AUGAAGGUUUUCAUUCUGUGUUUCUUUGGUGUUGUGCUUGGAUGCUGCAUAAUGCAAGCUAAUGCUUCAGUUCGAAGCUUAAGAUUUGAAGUGGUAAAUUUUGAUUACACAAGGCUAUGCACCAAAAAGCCAUUGCUCACUGUAAACGGACAAUUCCCUGGGCCAAUCAUAUAUGCUCGGAGGGGAGAUCUUGUCAUAGUUGAUAUUGUUAAUCAUUCCGAUCAAAAUAUAACAAUUCACUGGCAUGGAGUAAAAAUGCCGAGAUAUCCAUGGUCGGAUGGAACCGAUUAUGUGACCCAGUGCCCAAUUCAACCCGGCAAAAACUUUACCCAGCGGAUGAUCCUCUCCGACGAGGAAGGCACAUUGUGGUGGCACGCGCAUAGCGAUUGGUCGAGAAAUUCUGUCCAUGGCGCCAUUGUCAUUCUACCUCCGAAGAGGUUGACCUAUCCUUUCCCCAAGCCUCAUGCUCAUGUUCCCAUCAUCAUUGAAGAGUGGUGGAAUUCUAAGGUUGAAACAGUGUUCAAGAAUUUCAUCGCUAGUGGAACUGAUCCUGAAACAUCUAAUGCUUUCCUCAUCAACAGCCAACCAGGCGACUUCUAUCCAUGCUCUAAACAAGAUACAUACAAGUUGCAAGUAGAAUAUGGUAAAAGUUACCUAAUCAAAUUGAUUAAUGCUGUGAUGGACAACAUUAUGUUCUUCAAAAUCGGCAACCACAAUUUUACCGUCGUCGGCACAGACGGUGCCUACACGAAACCGAUACAGACUGAUUAUGUAGCGAUUUCGCCCGGCCAAACCCUCGACUUGCUGGUGGAGGCCAACCAGCUGCCGAGCCAUUACUACAUGGGCGCUAGAAUCUACGCCAGUGGCGGGGAUUUUGUGACAAUCCCCGCCACUGGAAUAAUCGAGUAUGUCGGAAACUACACGCUGCCUCCGUCACCGCUGCUUCCAUCCUUCCCCGAAGUCAACGACUUAGCUGCAUCGAUCGGCUUCACAGAGCAACUAAAAAGCCUAGGCAACAACAUCAACGUUCCUAAAGAAGUCGACGAAACCUUCUUCUACACUCUCUCAGUUAACCGAUCGCCAUGUAACAAACCUUCCUGCUUAGUGCCACUGAGGCUGCUCGCGAGCGUCAACAACUUGUCAUUCUUGCUUCCGGCAAACAUCGACAUUCUCACGGCUUAUUACAAACAGAUAAAUGGAGUUUACACUACUGAUUUCCCCGACUUCCCGCCGACAUCUUUCAACUACGCGCAAGACAAUCCGGAUAGGAACACGAGAGUGCCCAGGUUCGGAACAGCCGUUCGUAUGUUGGAGUAUAACACGACGGUGGAAGUGGUGUUUCAAGGCACCAACUUCGGCAACGGGGCUGAGCAUCCCAUGCAUUUACACGGGUACAGCUUCUACAUUGUCGGGUCUGGGUUAGGGAACUUCAACAAGUCUAGGGAUCCGGCUAACUAUAACCUUGUCGACCCGCCACUGAUGGAAAACAUCGCGGUGGCAAGAAAGGGAUGGACCGCUAUAAGAUUUAAGGCGAACAAUCCAGGGGUAUGGUACAUGCAUUGUCAUUUCGAGCGGCACCUGAGUUGGGGUAUGGAGAUGGUGUUUAUUGUCAAGGAUGGGAAACUCCCACAUGAGAAGAUGCUGCCACCGCCGCCGGAUAUGCCACGUUGCAGCAGAGAGGACUCAUCUCCACCUCUUGUAUUUGGUGAUCCUCAUUCCACAAUAGGGAAGAGAGAUGAGGCUCAAUGAAUCUUUUAUUUAUGAUAUGUUUAUUUGUGUGACUUGUCAAAUUUAUCUAGAUUUACUAUACUUUAUCUAGAAUAAUUGGGUUUUUGUCUUGUGUGAGGAUUAGGUUCAUUUCAAUUUUAAUUCAAUUAAACUUGUAAUUUAUGUACUCUCUUCAAUGAUUUGAGAUAUGUCAAAGAUUUGAUAUUGAAAUG